UUUACUUUUAAUAAAUAUCAAAGAAAAAAAUUAAAGGAAUAAAUACAUCUAAUCAAAUUAAUAAAAAGAAGAAUGAAAUAGUAGAUUUUAAGUUUGAAUUCAAAAAGGAAGUAUUAAGAAACACAAAGUAACCUUAGCAAACUAACAUUUAAUGAUGAUUUUGAAAAUGUGAAAAAAAAGUAAAAAAAUUAGGAAACCAUAAAUACACAAUAUUGCCUUUUUACUUUGGGUAAUUAAGAUUGUGAAAUCGGCCUAUAAUUUGAAGACUUAAUAAACUAAGAUUUUAACUAUUGCUAUGGAUAAGAAUAUGGAGUAGAAUUAUUUGAUGAAAUCGGUGAAACAGUUAUGGAUAUAAAUUCAGAAUAACAACUUAACUCUCUACUUUUAAACUAAAAGCACCUCAGUAUUGAAUAAAAAAUGGUUGCACAAUAAGUAUUUUUUGAAAAACUAGAUGAAAACAAAUCUAUUUCUGACUCAGAAAAAUUUUUUAAAUAAUAAAACAUGCAAAGCGAUUUAAAAACCUUGACACAAGAUGAAACUAGUGAAAAUCAAAACUACUUCUAAUAUUUAGAGCAAAAUGAGUAAAUUUACUCAUACAAAUUUGAUAAAGAGAAUAUUUAUUAAAGUGAAAUUGAUACCAGCUAGUGUCAAGAUUCAUAAAUAUAAAUUCUUGAAAUAGGAUAUUUAGCUGCAGAUGAAUUCAAUUAGUCUUACUAAUUAGAAGAAUCUUAUCAAUCACGUUCUUCCUAUUAAAUAGAUAUUGAAAAUCUAUUUAUCUAGACUUAAUAGUAAAAUUAAGAAACGCUUUUAUUCAAAAAUAAGGCAUAUUUAGCUUCAAAGUCAAGUUAUUAAAAAGCAAAGCCUUAAUCUUUACAGAAUAAGAAAAUUAGAAAAAGAUAGGUUAUAAAAUCAAAAUAAGGAAAUAUUAAAUAAAAAAUCUUUUUCAAGCUAGUUCAGUAAAUUCCUUCUCAAUUAAGCAAAAUAAAAAUGCAUAAUUAAAAAGGAAUAUAAAAUCCUAUCGCAAAAAGGCUACUUCAAUAAAUUAAAUAGCUUUAAACCUUAUAAAUGUUAGAAUCAUUGAUAAAAAUAUGA
Molecule: messenger RNA, 1092 nt
Organism: Tetrahymena thermophila SB210
Lineage: Eukaryota; Ciliophora; Oligohymenophorea; Hymenostomatida; Tetrahymenidae
Exons: 1
Source: RefSeq, a predicted model, not a curated record